GCGCGCGCGGAGUUCGGUAGGAUCGGGCAGGGUCGCCGUGGCGGGCGCUUGGGCCGCCUGCUGUUGAGGUUGUUUCCACCGGCAGAUGGUGGUCACUACAGGGACUCCAGAGUAGCAUCACCUUCUUGGUGUGCGUGAAGAUAUAACCCAGAGAGUGAAGGAAGUUGCUAAGAAGUCUGCUAGUGAUGCUCUUGGGAGAAGACUGAGUGCCGAGGGCGGGUCCACACAGGUGCGCCUGGUACACCAAGAAGAAGUGAGCACCAUGGAUCAGAACAACAGCCUCCCGCCGUAUGCCCAGGGCCUGGCCUCCCCGCAGGGUGCCAUGACCCCUGGGAUCCCAAUCUUCAGCCCUAUGAUGCCGUAUGGCACUGGCCUGACGCCGCAGCCCAUUCAGAGCACCAACAGCCUGUCCAUCUUGGAAGAGCAGCGGCAGCAGCAGCAACAACAGCAGCAGCAGCAGCAACAACAGCAGCAGCAGCAGCAGCAGCAGCAGCAGGCAGCAGCAGCGGCCCAGCAGUCCACGUCCCAGCAGGCACCCCCGGGGGCCACAGGGCAGACGCCACAGCUCUUCCACUCACAGACUCUCACAACGGCACCUCUGCCAGGCACCACCCCGCUGUACCCAUCGCCCAUGACGCCCAUGACCCCCAUUACUCCCGCCACGCCGGCUUCCGAGAGCUCUGGGAUCGUGCCCCAGCUGCAAAAUAUUGUUUCCACAGUGAAUCUUGGCUGUAAACUUGACCUAAAGACCAUUGCACUUCGUGCCCGGAAUGCUGAGUAUAACCCCAAGCGGUUUGCUGCUGUGAUCAUGAGAAUAAGGGAGCCCCGGACCACGGCACUGAUCUUCAGCUCUGGGAAGAUGGUGUGCACCGGCGCCAAGAGUGAAGAGCAGUCCAGGCUAGCAGCAAGAAAGUACGCCAGGGUUGUGCAGAAGCUGGGCUUCCCAGCCAAGUUCUUGGACUUCAAGAUCCAGAACAUGGUGGGUAGCUGCGACGUCAAGUUCCCCAUCCGCCUGGAGGGUCUUGUGCUCACCCACCAGCAGUUCAGCAGCUAUGAGCCAGAAUUGUUCCCGGGUUUAAUCUACAGAAUGAUCAAGCCCAGGAUUGUUCUCCUUAUUUUCGUCUCUGGAAAAGUUGUGUUAACAGGUGCUAAAGUCAGAGCAGAGAUUUAUGAGGCGUUUGAGAACAUCUACCCUAUUCUGAAAGGGUUCCGGAAGACCACGUAAUGGUUCUGGGCAUGCCUGCACCCGCCCGCUCACCCCCAAGCAAGGCCAUCUGGUCCCCCAGCGUAUUGCUGUGGUGGCUCAGGCUCCUGGCCAAUGGACUGCAGAUACAGGUGAUCCCGAUGCCACCUGGACACUGGGUGGCACCUCUGUGAGCCACUGCCACCGGGCGGCCAUCUGCUGAGGUUUAGUUAAACCCUCACUGCUGUUGACAAGCCAGCUUAAGGGACAAGCGUCCAGUGUUAGCCACCUCUACAAUGGAUUGGACUUUCAUUUUUUCCCAUGAACCAGUUUUUAUAUUUCUACCAGAAAAGUAAAGAUCUUUUUUAAAAGUGUUGUUUCUCUAGUUCGUAACUCCCAGGGUUGUUU
Molecule: messenger RNA, 1591 nt
Organism: Trichechus manatus latirostris (Florida manatee)
Lineage: Eukaryota; Metazoa; Chordata; Mammalia; Sirenia; Trichechidae
Gene: TBP
Product: TATA-box binding protein
Exons: 8
Coding region: 263-1225 (320 amino acids)
Biological process (GO): DNA-templated transcription initiation
Molecular function (GO): DNA binding; RNA polymerase II general transcription initiation factor activity
Source: RefSeq, a predicted model, not a curated record